GACAUUGCAGGUUCGGGAUUUACUAGACUUGCCCGCCACGUAAAAACCCUAGAAACUUCUUCAGUCCUCUGUUCACCCAUUCCACCUCACACAAUACAAUAUAUAAAAGCCCAUUUCCCCAUUCUUUGUAUCACAACCACUCACAAGUCACAAGAACCGACCUUUCCUAAACCCAUUUCAAAUCACUACCUUACUACCAUCACUUUUUCAGGUCUAACGUUGUUGAUCUUCUUCAUAAGCUGCUGAAAAUGUGUGGCGGUGCAUUAAUUUCGGAGCUCAUCCCUCGCAGCCGCGACCGCGACCGCGACCGCCGCGUCUCCCCCGCUGACCUCUGGCUCACCUCUCCCUUUGCCAAGCUCAACCCAGAUCAGCUCGGACAAAAUCACCAACAGCUCACCCACAAAAGGUCUCAACCUUGUACAGGUGAUGAGCAUGUUGAGAAAGCACCCAAGAGGCAGCGCAAGAACUUGUACAGAGGAAUAAGGCAGCGUCCAUGGGGAAAAUGGGCAGCUGAGAUUCGAGACCCGAGGAAAGGUGUCAGGGUUUGGCUCGGUACAUUCAACACGGCCGAAGAAGCUGCGAGAGCAUACGACAAGGAGGCUCGCAAGAUCAGGGGUAACAAAGCCAAGGUUAAUUUCCCCAAUGAGAACAGCGAUUACAACCACCCCACACCAGGUCAAAAUCACCUACCUCUCACUUCUCGCAACCCCACAUGCAAUGGGUUCCCUGCUAAUUCGAACCAGAUUGGGACAUACCCGUCUAAUGGGUUCUACAGUGUCCCUUCUUCUGUGAACCCUGACCCUGUUGCUGAAGAAAUUUCUUGGUCUGGUUCAGAAAAUGGGUACUCUUCUUCCAUGAAGGUGGAGGACAAGGAAGAGGAGGCGAAGCAAGAGGCGGUGCCGGUGAUAGAUUUGGAGGCAGAGGAGGAACAGAACGAAAUUCAGAAGCUGUCGGAGGAGCUCAUGGCCUACGAGUCCUACAUGAAGUUCUACCAGAUUCCGUACCUCAACGGAGAGUCUUCGGCGGCGCCGCUACCCAACCCAGCUCAGGAUACCGCCGUAGGCGGUGUCGCCGUCGACCUCUGGAGCUUCGAUGAUAUCACUCCGGCGUGAUCUAAAUCGCCACAUUCCAUGUUUUUGUUUUGUUUUUUUAUUUUUUAUUUUUUUUUUGUUUUUGCUUAUGUUUUUCUUUAUUCUUUUUAAGGAAAAUAAAAAAUAAAAAAUUCUCUGUAAUUUGUAAAUUAAAUAUAUUUAAAUGAUUUGCCUUCGUGGUUGGA
Messenger RNA from Cornus florida, 1276 nucleotides. RefSeq names its product ethylene-responsive transcription factor RAP2-3-like. NCBI's taxonomy places the organism in Eukaryota, Viridiplantae, Streptophyta, Magnoliopsida, Cornales, Cornaceae. Bases 249 to 1112 code for a protein of 287 amino acids. Gene Ontology annotation, biological process: regulation of DNA-templated transcription; ethylene-activated signaling pathway. Gene Ontology annotation, molecular function: DNA-binding transcription factor activity; DNA binding. The record is from RefSeq and is a predicted model, not a curated record. The transcript has 2 exons.